Molecule: messenger RNA, 678 nt
Organism: Tupaia belangeri chinensis (Chinese tree shrew)
Lineage: Eukaryota; Metazoa; Chordata; Mammalia; Scandentia; Tupaiidae
Product: vomeronasal type-1 receptor 3
Exons: 1
Coding region: 1-678 (225 amino acids)
Biological process (GO): G protein-coupled receptor signaling pathway
Cellular component (GO): membrane
Molecular function (GO): pheromone receptor activity
Source: RefSeq, a predicted model, not a curated record
AUGGCCUCCAGUGACUUGACAGUAGGAGUGAUCUUCUUAUCCCAAACCAUAGUUGGAUUCCUGGGGAAUUUCUUUCUUCUUUACCAUUACAGUUUCUUCUAUUUCACUAGAUACACAUUGAGGUCUACAGAUCUGAUUAUCAAUCACCUGACUGUAGCCAACUCUUUGGUCAUAUUCUUUAAAGGAAUUCCACAGACAAUGGCAGCUUUUGUGUCAAAGUAUUACCUGAGUGAUAUAGAGUGCAAACUUGUCUUCUAUGUUCACAGAGUGGGCAGGGGUGUGUCUAUGGGCAGCACCUGCCUCUUGAGUGUCUUCCAGGCCAUCACCAUCAGCCCCAGAGACUCCAUGUGGGCAGAGCUGAAGCUACAAGCUCCCAAACACACUGGCAAUUUCAGCAUCUUGUGCUGGAUCCUGAACAUAUUGGUCAAUAUCCAGAUUCUUCUGUACAUGAGUGGCAAAUGCAACUGUAAAAACAGCACUAAAAUAACUGACUAUGGAUACUGUUCAGGGACUGUUAGCAGCAGUACUGUACAACCAGUACAUUACUUACUGUUAUCAUCGUAUGAUGUUUUGUGUCUGGGACUCAUGAUCUGGGCCAGCGGCUCCAUGGUUUUCAUCCUGUUAAGGCACAAGCAGCGAGUCCAACACAUUCAUGGAACCAGCCCCUCUCCCUCGUGA